GGUUGGGAGUUGAACUCUCAGUUGUUCAAUGUUCUCAGUUCUUACUUUCUCAGCCUCAGAGAAUUUGAACAUCUUUCUUCUGCUUUUCCCAGCAAAACUCAAAUAAGUAGUUGGAAUUUAACAGACAUCCAAAGUGAAGUGCACCCAUUUGGAUUUUGAAGCUGCUAUCUUUUUAUAUAUAUAUGGGUUUGCUCACUAUAAACUGUUGGUGGACCAGAACAAACAAUUUCUCUACAACCCUCUUUCCUUACAGAGCAUCUGCCUUCAUGGGCGGGAAGUUUAUUCACCUCUAUGAUGCGGAACAGGUUGUACUUUCUACAUUGCACAGUGGUUUUAGAUUUGAUACAAGGGCUUUUGCAAGCCGGAAUUCAGUGAAGAAAUUGAGAAGAAAUAGACAACCACCUGAAAUUGUAGCAGAUAUUCCUCCCACAAAAGAUGAUUAUGUUCAAGAUGAAAACUCAGCUUCCUCUUUUGAAAAUUCAGUUGAUCAGAAUUCUAAAAUAAAGCCUUCCAGGAGUACUGUGCUUCAGGCAUGUACCAUCACUUCUGGAUUAAUAGCGGCUUUGGGUAUAAUACUUCGUCAGGUAUCCCAUGUUGCAUCAGUGGAAGGGUUGCCAAUCCUUGACUGCUCCGCAGAAGUAUCAUUUGGUUUUGAGAUGUGGCAUCUUGAGUUGAUUACAGGAAUAGUUGUAUUGAUAUCAUCAAGCCGAUAUCUAGUACUGAAGACAUGGCCAGAUUUUGCUGAGUCUAGUGAAGCAGCCAAUCAGCAGGUCCUUGCUUCACUUCAGAUUUUGGAUUACAUAAUUGUUGCAUUCCUGCCUGGUAUUAGUGAGGAAUUGCUUUUCCGUGGUGCAUUGCUACCACUUUUUGGAUUCAAUUGGAAGAGUGUCUUUUUGGUUGCCGCUAUUUUUGGUGUUCUACACGUCGGCAGUGGCCGAAAGUAUUCCUUUGCUAUCUGGGCAACUUUUGUUGGGCUUGUGUAUGGUUAUGCCACAAUUAUGUCUUCUAGCCUUAUUGUGCCAAUGGCUUCUCAUGCGAUAAACAAUCUGGUUGGAGGGAUUUUGUGGCGAUACACCUCAAAAUCAUCAGAGAAGUUAUAAGACAAUUACAAUCUGCCUCAUUUUCAGUUGUUAGGGAAAAAAUAAUAAUAAUAAAAAAAAUUAAAAAAAAAAAAAUCUGUUCUUCAAAACUGGUCAAUGGUGUAUCCCUGUCUAUUUUGGUGUAAAUAUGUGGUGUGGUAUACAUGAAUUUGUCACCCACUUGUGCUGUAAAUUCUUGUAGAACCAUCUUAGUCUAGAAGGCGGGUGGUUAUGCAACAAUAUUAGGGCUAUUAUUACAGAACUCGCCCUAACUUUGCUACUAGGAAACAAUAUAUCACAUUUUUAUUCUUGAA
Messenger RNA from Quercus lobata, 1393 nucleotides. RefSeq names its product CAAX amino terminal protease family protein. Gene Ontology annotation, molecular function: metalloendopeptidase activity. Lineage: Eukaryota; Viridiplantae; Streptophyta; Magnoliopsida; Fagales; Fagaceae. The record is from RefSeq and is a predicted model, not a curated record. Gene Ontology annotation, biological process: CAAX-box protein processing. The transcript is spliced from 9 exons. Gene Ontology annotation, cellular component: membrane. Bases 183 to 1100 code for a protein of 305 amino acids.